UUAGCGUUGUUGUUGAUGGUAGAAGGUUGUAGUUAUUUCCUUAAUCCUAUAUACAAACAAUUAAAGAAUUUUUAUACUGUAGUAGUUAAAUAUGCUUAAGUUUCCUUUAUAGUUAUAUAUCUAACUUUAUGUGUAAGAAUGGAAGAUACAAAAAUAGUAGUAUGCAGAUUAUGUUUAAAUUUUACAACUUUCGAUGAAUGCCAGAUAUUAGACACCGUUUCGAAAGACAUGCUUACUUUUAUAAUGCCAGAAACAGAUCUAGAUAUAAGUCAUGAUCCAAAGAUAUGCCAGACUUGUUACAAAACCAUGCUGAGGUGUUACAGAUUUAAAUCUAAUUAUAACAAAGACAUCAAGACUGAGACUAAAAAAAAAUUAGACACAGAGGGAUCAGAAAUGAUCAGUAUUCAAGUUGAAGAAGUAGAAAGUAAAUGUAACUUCUGUUCAAGUAGCAUUGACGAUGAAAGCCGGGAAGAAUUCAGUAAUCGUAAAACUUAUUUUACUGAAGUUUUACAAAAAUAUCUACCUGAACGGAAUCUCAGCAGUAAAGCACUAUUUUGUAAAAAAUGCUUAGACGACCUCACAAGUCAAUUUACAUUCAUCACCAAAUGUACAGAUACCGAGAACAAGCUCAAAGAUUAUCGUUUGACUCACGGUACUAACAGUGAAGGAAAAUUAAAUUUAUAUGAAGCUCUUCAACAAAUUUUGUGCAAAGAAGAUACAGAUCUGAUUACAGCAAUUAAAACUGAUGGAGAUAUGUCUUGUGAAGAUUUAUUUGAAGGGGCAAACAAUGAGGUACCGUUUCCAGAGGUGGAUGUUAAGACCGAAACUCUUAAGAUGGAAGAGGUUGAUAUCAAAUCCGAACCAUAUGAUGAAGAAAGCAUCAUUACAUCUGAGUCUGAGGGAUCAAUUACUGGAUCAGAAAGACACCUCGAGAAAUCACAGUUGAAGCGUACUGUCGAUGAUGCUGACGGCUCGCCAUCCACAAAGAGAUGUCGUAAAGAUACAUUUCAAGCCUGUUUCAACGUAACCCAAACUAGGAACACCGAAACUAAUAUAGCAAAAGAACACGGCUUUACUCCAUUUAAAAAGCACCGCCAAUACACGCCUCUACUAGAAGACUUCAUAGAGAACGAUAGAAACCAAAUCAGACGUAUCGUCCACUCCUUCUUCCUGAGACACGAACAACCCACAGUAGAAAAGAUCCAAGCUGUCCUGAGCGAAAACGAACACCUACCACCUCUGUCAAACAUCAUUCUAAUGCGUGUACUGAAUGAAAUCAACUUCCGAAUUAAAGGGAAAAGGCAGUGCAAAUUCAUUAAGGAAAGGGAUGAAACAAUUAUUUGGAGGAGGCGCUACUUGACGCAAAUCAAGGCGUACCGUGAAGAGCAGAGACCGAUUUACUAUUUAGACGAGAUGUCUAUCUACGUCGUACAAGAUUCUAAAGGCAAAAGUUUCACCGUUUUACACAUCUGUAGCGAAGAUGGAUUCUUAGCAGAUGGCCUCCUAAUGUUCGAAUCUAAAGUAGUCGAAGACCAAAACAAAAAGAUUAAAAUAGCAGCAUUUGAAGACUGGUUCCCUAAAAUUCUGCCCAAAUUAAAAGCCAAAGCAGUCAUAGUCUUGCAUAAUGCGCCGUGUCACAGCCGACCGUUGGAAGAAUUCCCAAAUGGGACAAUGCAUAAGGUCGAAAUCCAGAAAUGGCUGUCGAGUAAAAAUAUAGCGUUUGAGGAGGAUAUGGUGAAACUAGAACUGUUAGAUUUAGUCAAGAAGGCUAAACCGCUCGAGAAACGAUACGUCGUGGACGAAAUGGCCAAAGCUAAUAACAAAAACGUACUAAGGCUGCCGCCAUAUCACUACGAAUUGAAUCCUUUGAAGACGAUCUGGCCGCAAAUAAAGAGUGAGGUUUCGAAUAAAAAUUCCAGUUGUCAAUUUGAGGAAGUUCGUGAGGUUCUUGUUGACGCUAUUGCUCGGGUAAGCGCAGAACAGUGGCAGAAAGCCAUCAGCGAUGUUCUUGAAGUGGAAAAGGAAUUGUGGCAAUUGGAUAUAGAUAUGGAAGAACAAAUGGAGGCGCUCCUCGCCGAUUGUAGCGGCACCGAGUCUGAAUCGGAAUCAGAUUAAAAUUCACUAGAAAUAUAUAUUUAAAAAAAAAGCUAAAUAAAUAAUCGACGCUGUGUAAGUGAGUUUUUUUUACAGUUUUUUUUUUGGAUUAUCAAUUCUAUGUAGGUGUAAUAUUUGUGAUUUUGAAGAAAUUAUAGUUUCAAAAAAAAUUGGACUUAUGUGGACUGUUAAUUUGUGCACUG
This is a messenger RNA of Anoplophora glabripennis (Asian longhorned beetle), 2297 nucleotides long. RefSeq lists its product as uncharacterized. NCBI's taxonomy places the organism in Eukaryota, Metazoa, Arthropoda, Insecta, Coleoptera, Cerambycidae. Gene Ontology annotation, molecular function: nucleic acid binding; zinc ion binding. The transcript is spliced from 6 exons. Gene Ontology annotation, cellular component: nucleus. The coding region runs from base 139 to 2115 and encodes 658 amino acids. The record is from RefSeq and is a predicted model, not a curated record.